UAAGAACAGCCCACCAUAUCUCGGAGAAAAAAGGUGGACCACCGAUUCUCUAAGCUUCAACCAAUCAGAAACAGUCAUUUCUAAAUCACCAAUCACCAAUUCUUUCUUCGGCUGGAACCUGCGAAGUUGGAACUUAUUACCUUAGGUACGCAUUCGACUUUACGACGUCUGUCAUUCAGCAACGCCAACAGCCUCCCCCACUCUAUUCCUAUAUUCUUGAAAUAUACCUCUUCUCUGAAACAGACGGUAUUCGCUAUGGCCAACCCACGCUCUUUGUACAACGCCUUUUUCCGAACAAACUGGCAGAUGCUGGGUUUUGUCUUUACCUCGGCUUUCGCUUUCGAGAUGUUCUUUGAUAGUAGCAUGAACAAGGUCUGGGAUAGGUUGAACCGAGGGCGACAAUGGAAGGAUAUCCGACAUCGAUACGUCCAGGAUGAAUAAGCGACCACUACCAACUCCCGGAAUUAGAGAAUGCUUGAGAUGGGACAUGGAAAACUCUGGGGACGAGCGGGUGUCUUAAAAACUGCACAAUUGUACCUUAUAGACCGGAACAAUUAUUUAUAGCACAGUUCGGACGAACGCUAUAUCUCUACCUACUUCUCCCCGUACAUAAUGAACGACUAUACCGUGCUCAGGUGAAUGCUUGCCCAAACGUAUAU
Molecule: messenger RNA, 659 nt
Organism: Daldinia vernicosa
Lineage: Eukaryota; Fungi; Ascomycota; Sordariomycetes; Xylariales; Hypoxylaceae
Product: ubiquinol-cytochrome C reductase
Exons: 5
Coding region: 256-441 (61 amino acids)
Biological process (GO): mitochondrial electron transport, ubiquinol to cytochrome c
Source: RefSeq, a predicted model, not a curated record